AUGGGUUUGUCCGGUUCCAGUCACCACAAGGUAAAGAAAGCACAAAUCCUGAUUCUUGGUCUGGAAGCAGCAGGGAAAUCUACUUUGUUGUAUAAAUUUAAGUUUAAGGAACCUUUUACAACUAUCCCCACAAUAGGUUUUAAUGUUGAAAUGAUCCACACAGAUAAACACUUGCAAUUAACCAUGUGGGAUGUUGGAGGGCAGCAGAAAAUUAGAUCAUAUUGGAGCGAUUACUUGGAAAACAUUAAUGGACUGGUGUAUGUGGUGGACAGCACUAAUAAGCAACAUAUUGAUGAGUCCAAGAAGGAAUUUCAACUCCUCUUGCAGAAUGAACUGAUAAAAGAUGUGCCAGUUGUUUUGCUGGCAAAUAAACAAGACUUGCCUGGAGCACUGAAUGCUGAGGAGAUUACUCGGAAAUUUAACAUGCAGAAGUAUUGCUGUGACCGUGACUGGUACGUGCAGCCAUGUUGUGCCCUCACAGGCCAAGGAUUAGCAGAAGGCCUCAGUAAGGUGACUGAGUUUGUAAAGAACUGCAUGAAGUUAAAAGAAGAAGGACUUAUGUUUCCCAAACAGAGCGUAAGACUUAAAACAUCGCGUCGGGUGUCAUAUAAGGGGAAACCAUGA
Molecule: messenger RNA, 624 nt
Organism: Bombina bombina (fire-bellied toad)
Lineage: Eukaryota; Metazoa; Chordata; Amphibia; Anura; Bombinatoridae
Gene: ARL14
Product: ADP ribosylation factor like GTPase 14
Exons: 1
Coding region: 1-624 (207 amino acids)
Biological process (GO): vesicle-mediated transport; intracellular protein transport
Cellular component (GO): cytoplasm
Molecular function (GO): GTP binding; GTPase activity
Source: RefSeq, a predicted model, not a curated record